Messenger RNA from Onychostruthus taczanowskii (white-rumped snowfinch), 645 nucleotides. RefSeq names its product RWD domain containing 2A (gene RWDD2A). The coding region runs from base 1 to 645 and encodes 214 amino acids. The record is from RefSeq and is a predicted model, not a curated record. The transcript has a single exon. Gene Ontology annotation, molecular function: protein binding. NCBI's taxonomy places the organism in Eukaryota, Metazoa, Chordata, Aves, Passeriformes, Passeridae.
AUGUACCCUCAGGUGGCUCCUCAGCUUUUUGCCAGAUCAGAUGCUCUGCACAGACAGCAACAGUUGCAGCUCAACACUCGUCUCAUGUCUCACAUCAGCUCUCUGGAUCCAGGAGAUCUGUGUGUAUGUGAGGCUGUGCAGUGGGUGAAGGACAACACCCUGCCCUUCUUGGAAAACUGCCAGGCCUCGUCUGAGUGUGCUUCUGAAGAAGUCAGGGUUAAGGAAAUGCUGCAUCGCAUGUGGAUCUACAGCCAUCACAUAUACAGGCAGGAACUGAGGAAAAAGAUUUUUGACUGUGCUAAGAAGUUAAAUCUGACUGGCUUCUGCCUAACUGGGAAACCUGGUGUCAUCUGUGUGGAGGGACUCCAAGAAAACUGUGAGGAGUUCUGGCGUGUUAUUAGAUAUCCCAACUGGAAGCAUAUUUCAUGCAAGCAUGUGGAGAAUAUAGAAACAGAGGGAAGCAUUGAUAAUCUUCGUCUCUUUCACAGCUUUGAAGACCUGCAGUUUCAGGCACAUGGUGAUUAUGGCCUGAGGAAUGACUAUCACAUGGAUCUUGGCCAGUUUCUAGAAUUCCUGAAACAGCAUCAAAGUGGACACAUUUUUCAGAUUUUAUUUGGUGUUGAAGGCAAACUUUCAGACAAUUGA